Meira miltonrushii is the source of this 650-nucleotide messenger RNA. Its product is annotated as ebpl-prov protein. The record is from RefSeq and is a predicted model, not a curated record. Gene Ontology annotation, cellular component: membrane; endoplasmic reticulum. Gene Ontology annotation, biological process: sterol metabolic process. The transcript has a single exon. NCBI's taxonomy places the organism in Eukaryota, Fungi, Basidiomycota, Exobasidiomycetes, Exobasidiales, Brachybasidiaceae. Gene Ontology annotation, molecular function: cholestenol delta-isomerase activity. Bases 1 to 642 code for a protein of 213 amino acids.
AUGGCAGAUCUACUCACUACACAAUCAUUAUUAGCACUCAGCUUCGUUGGUGGCUUGGUAGGAACGGCAGUCAUUUCAGCCAAUCUUUCAUUACCAAAACGAACGAGCAGAAAAGCAAGAUCGAUCUUUAUUUGGUUAGCAUUUGAUUCACUUUGUCAUUUAACUUUAGAAGGUUCUUUCCUUUAUCUUUCCGUUCAAGGUAGAACGAUUAAUUCCUCAAAAGGUUUUUUUGCUUACCUUUGGCAAGAUUAUGCAAAAGCUGACGCUCGUUGGGGUUUUUCCGAUCCAACUGUAGUUUCUUUGGAAAUUUUGACAGUUUUAGGUGCAGGUCCAAUGGCUGGUUACUGUGCUUAUUUGAUCGCAAAGAAUAAAUCUUCUUAUCACUUUUGGGUAGUGGUAUUAAGCGUUGCGGAAUUGUAUGGUGGCUUUAUGACUUUUGCACCAGAAUGGCUUACCGGCAAUCAAUUCUUAAACGGAAGUACUUUCUUGCUCAUGUGGGUUUAUUUGUUCUUUAUGAAUAUGGCAUGGGUCGUGAUCCCAUUCUACUUGAUCGUUGAUUCAUACGGAGAGAUCACAAAAGCUCUCAAGCAAACUGCUGCUCGCCCGUUGGACAAAACAAUGGCUGCAAGAAAGACAAAUUAGGAUCAAGU